This is a messenger RNA of Ixodes scapularis (black-legged tick), 7419 nucleotides long. RefSeq names its product neuralized-like protein 4 (gene Neurl4). The record is from RefSeq and is a predicted model, not a curated record. Gene Ontology annotation, molecular function: ubiquitin protein ligase activity. Lineage: Eukaryota; Metazoa; Arthropoda; Arachnida; Ixodida; Ixodidae.
GGUCGCUGGCCGACAACGUCGGUAGCGAGAGCGUGGUGGCACCGUACGUGCCGUCAGGCUCAUCCGAGGACCCCCUGCGGUUCCACCUUCGGUGCGGCGCCCUGGUUCACCUGUCCAACGGCAACCGGACCGCGGAGAGGAGGAAGCCCGCCGACGAGUUCAACAACGGCGUGGUCAUGACGCAUCGAGCUCUUAGGGACGACGAGUGGUUCGAGAUACGCAUCGAUGAGCUCGUCAACAAGUGGUCGGGGUCUAUCGAACUUGGCGUGACAACGCACAAUCCUGACACGCUGGACUUUCCUGCAACAAUGACUAACAUGCGUUCAGGAACCAUCAUGAUGAGCGGAUCAGGAAUCCUCACCAAUGGCAAAGGUAGCAGACGAGAGUAUGGCAACUACAACUUGGACGAGCUUCAUGAAGGCGACCGCAUAGGGGUGGUGCGCAAGUCCAACGGCAACCUGCACUACUACAUCAACGGCAUGGACCAGGGCAUGGCUUCCAACAGCGUGCCCCAGGUGGUGUACGGGGUGGUCGACCUGUACGGCAUGACGGUCAAGGUCACGCUGCUGGACCGCUCGGACCCCUCGCUCUCCCUGGUCACCUCGCCCAGCGACGAGAGCAAAGCCAUCAAGGACGACACAAACGACCGGGAGACUGAGAGGCUACUCUUCCACCCACGUUGCGGAGGGAGGGCCCUCGUGACCAAUGGAGGUCGCACGGCACGGAGACCCAGUGCCCUGGACGGCUUCAACAAUGCUGUGGUGCUGACGAACCGGGCCCUGCGGGCGGACGAGCUGUUCGAGGUGGUUCUGGAGCAGCAGGUGUCCAAGUGGACGGGCUCCAUCGACAUUGGGGUGACCAUGUUCCCCCCACACCUGCUCGAGUUCCCCACCACCAUGACCAACGUGCGGUCGGGCACCUGGAUCAUGACCGGCUGCGGGGUCAUGCACAACGGCACCGAGGUGCUCGUCGACUACUGCCGCAACCUGGACACCUUGCAGGUGGGAGACCGGGUGGGGGUGAAGCGGACGUCGGACGGGAGCCUGCACUUCUUCAUCAACGGGGCGGACCAGGGGGUGGCCGCCAGGAACGUGCCGGCCAGGGUCUACGGGGUCAUCGACCUGUACGGCCAGACGGCCCAGGCCUCCGUCGUGGACCACUCAGGUUCGGAAGAGAGCGGCGCCCCUCCGGAGCUGCUCUCUGCGGUGCCCUCCCCGUCCCUGGGUGAGGGAGACCAGGUGGCGGCGGAGGUGCGCUUCAGCGAGCUGCACGGCCGCAAUGCACGGGUGCUCAACAAUGGCCUGACAGCGGUGCGUCCCAACGCCCACGGGGAGUUCAACUUCGCCAUCGUGGUGAGCAGCCAGCCCCUGGCCGACAACGAGCUCUUUGAGGUGGUCGUCGACCAGAUGGUGGACCGCUGGUCGGGCUCCAUUGAGGCCGGUGUUACCGCCAUCAGGCCCGAAGAUUUGGAGUUCCCAAGCACAAUGACUGACAUCAGCCACGACACUUGGAUGCUCAGUGGGUCUGCCAUCAUGCGCAACGGGAAUACGGUGCGCAACGGCUACAAGUGCGACCUGGACCAGCUGGGCGUGGGCAGCCGGGUGGGCAUGAUGCGGGACUCCGAGGGAUGCCUACGCUACUUCGUGAACGGGGAGGACCAGGGUGUCGCCUGCAGGAACCUGCCCCCACGGGUAUGGGCGGUGGUGGACCUGUACGGCCAGUGCGCCCAGGUGUCUAUCGUGCCCCAGCACCGCAUCAUGCCGGCGCUGCCGCCACCCGUAAAGUUGGCAUCGACUGCCAGCCCGGACGCCGUCCGAGCAAGCGUCACGCCCGCCCACAGCCUCUCGGUGAACCACCAGUUCAAUGGAUGCUGUGGCAAGAAUGUGGUUCUGAGGAACGGCAACAAGGUUGCCUGCCGCACGGUGGGCUUCAACAAUGCCCUGGUGUUCAGCGCGGCCCCUCUGGAGCUGGAAGAACUCUUUGAGGUACAGGUGGAGCAGGUGAGCAACGUGUGGGCGGGCACGCUGGUGCUGGGGCUGACCACGCUGGCCCCCGAGGCGGGGCUCCCCCUGCCCUCGAGCGCCCUGUGCAUGCCCGGCCACCACUCCUGGCUCCUGGUGGGCUCCAGGGUCUUCCUGGACGGCACCCUGCUCAGGGACAACUACGGGCCUUCCCUGCAUCGGCUGGCGGCAGGGGAAAGGAUUGGAGUUCAGCACUGCUUCGAUGGGACGCUGCACAUUCACCUGAACGGAGAGGACCUCGGGCCAGCCGCUUCCAACCUCCCUAAGACGCUGUAUGCUGUCUUGGACCUGUAUGGCAUGCUGGAGUCGGUGUCCCUGUGCAGCAGCAGCAUUGUUCCCGCCACUCACUCGGCCGCCACCAACUACUACGAUGCCACAGAGCUGAGCCAGUGCAGUCCCAGGAAGGAGCGGGUGAGCCUGGAGCUGCAUGAGAACCAUGGGCGCAACGUGCGGCUGCGGGGAGGAAACCUGGUGGCCUGCCGGGUGGCGGGCUACGGCCACGGCCUGCUGGUGUCCAGCAAGCCCCUGCCCAGGGGACAACUCUUUCGGGUGCGGAUCGACCGGCUGAACAGCAAGUGGUGCUCCUCCCUGCUGGUGGGCGUGGUCGGGGAGAACCCGGAGAAGCUGCACUUUCCGCUCAGCGCCCUGGGGCUCCGCAAGCUCAGCUGGGUUGUCUGCGGAGACUCCGUCUACCACAACGGCGUCAAGGUGAAGGGUGGCUAUGGGCCCAACCUGGACAACCUGCAGCAGUGGCAUACAGUGGGUGUCCAGGUGGACCUGGAGGGGUGCCUGCACAUGCACGUCAACGGGGUGGACCAGGGGGUGGCUGCUAGGGACCUGCCUCCGGUGUGCUACGCCCUCGUGGACCUCUACGGGCAGUGCGAGCAGGUGACCGUCAUCGAGUCUCACGACCAGGACAGCGAGCCCGGGGCCGAUUGCCGGGAAAAGGCGGACAUCGAGAACAGUGUGAAAGAGAAGCGGGGAAAGAACAUCCACAACGACCUUCACGCCAUAAAGAACUGCGAGUACCAAAACUCCUGCACAAGAUUUAAGGCCCUGCUCGGGAUCCCUGAGGGCUACUUCCUGCCGGACCUGAACGUCUGCUACUGCGAGACGUGCCACAAGAUCCGGGGCGACGAGCCGUACCUGAAGGUCGGUGAACCUCCCAGAGACUACGCCGUGCCUUUCGGCUGGUGCCAUUUCCCGCUCAGGCCACAGCCUCGGCCAGACAACAACUCCGUCCAGCAGAAGUGGCACAUGGCCUUCCACGGGGUGCCCCUUGGGGCCGUGCGGAAGACGCUGGACCGCGGCGAGCUGCUGCCACCCGACAAGGUGGCCUUGUGCCAGGUUCCCAAACCCAGGGGCAAGGCAGAGAACUUCGAAACUCGGACCGUGUGCCUGUCCCCCACCCUGCGGUAUGCAGGCAGCAGCGCAUUCUGCCCGAGGCACGAGUUCGUGGACCCCAAGAGCGGCCGACGGAUGCACGCCAGGGCCGCCUUCCAAGUGCUAGUGCAGCCAGGCUCCUACACAACCCACCCCGCAAGCGCCGCCGCGACGGGCGCCGUCGCCGGGCGCGAGCUGGUUGACGUCCACUUCGGCGCGUCGGAGCUGGAGUGGCGCACCAAGGAGAUUGGCGCCACCGUCCUGCACGCCCUGCUGGUGCGGCUGGAGGCCCCCUCCUGAUGAACGGCCCCCAGCCUUCGCGCAUCGUCAACAUUUGCGACGUUCCCAGGCACCUCCCCCUCGUCCCUUCUACGAGUUUUUAUUUUGCUCUCGUUCAUCCGUACAAAUGCUUCGAUUUAGUUUAACGCCUACCAAACGCCACAGUGGUGCUCGGUACGGGUGCCAAGAGUCGCUACGCGUGGGGCGAGCUGCCAAAAUCGUCCGACGCCGCACGUGUUAGAAUACCGAUUCUCUUCAACUGCUUCCUGCGCGUCUUUUCACCUUAAGGACGUCCUCGUUUCACGUCAUGUAUUACCACCUUUUCUUUCUUUCAUUUCCUCCGCAUGGCAUUGCCGUCUCUUCUCACUUUACCUUUUCCCGCAAAACUUUUUGGGGUUUUGCAUAUUUUUUGUUGGGCAGUUAUCAGUUGCCUGGAAUACAUUUCUGUACCAAUUAUUUUUGGUAGCAGUGACAGGACUUGUUUGUUGUGGUGCUUUUUUUUUUCAUCCGGUCCAGUUGUGGGCAAGCCACCUGGUUCUUUAAAUCAUCUCCUUUUCAUUACUGAUGCGUUCUUCUUUGACUCUCGAUAAGCCUGUCUGGCUCAAUUGCAUAGCACUUGAGUCCGACACCUUGCUUCGACAGUUAAGACUGGUGCAGGCAUUUUGCUCCGAUUGUAAACGCAGCUGCUGAAGUGACAGCAAUGACGAGUCGGCGGGAUGACCGUGCGCUUCACAUCGUCUGGCCAUUGAUGCAACGACGUGACAUGCUCUCGCAAGUCGAAAGGACAACCACUCGUAGUAUCGUUCCGCAUCGGUGAUCGGUCGAUCGCAAGCAACGCAACUCACCCGUCUUCUCCUCGAGGUGGUCACGAUCCGGCCUCUGAAGCACAGUUGUGCCAGUGACUGCCGUUUCAUUUAGUGCGAAUGCAAUGAAGUGUCCGAGAUAGCCCGUGGAAACUUUGUUGUCAAUGCCGCUCCUGAAGGCGGUGGAAAGUUUCAGUCAAAAGGCCUUCGUGUGUCUAUUGAGCUGUUCAUUGUGAUUGAGUGUAAGUCCCUCCACUAGGAAGCUGAAGCUAUAAACGCAGUUACAGAGCGGGAGUGGAAAGUUGCUCGCCUAGACGUGUAAUCCAAUAGACAGGCCUGUACCAUCACGGAUGGCUACAACAGCCCCUUGGUGUACCUGCCGUCUGGAGCCGAGGAUGACUACAUCGAGUGUUGCAGUCCUUAUUGUUUGGGAGGGGUCGUGCGAAUAUUUUUUCUGCUGUAAAUAAUUGCUCUAAGUUUCCAACUGUGUGUGCGUGUAUAGUGACAUUUGCGUGUUAUACCUAGCUAAUGCUUCUUGCCUAUAAUUCAGGAACAAACUUUACCUCACUUUUUUGUUUCGAGGGUUGUAAAAAUUUGCUGUUUUAUGCAUCAACUUUUUUGUUGGCUCUUUGACCAAAGCUUUUUCUUUUUUCACAGUGUUUGUUGUCGGUUUAAGUUUGAUACAAUUUUGAGACACGCCGAUGACGGCACGGCACCUGGCUAAGUUGUCACGGAAAUUCUUUUACAAAAAUCUUCCAGUUCAGAUGGCUGUGUCAGUCCUACUGCUCAGUUGGUUUCUCAGGUGGACUGUGGUAAAGACUGCCACUUUGAACUAAUAAGAAUGCUUUUUUCGAGUCAAACAAAGGUUUGUCAGGUGAGCAAGCCUUCUGUGGACGUCUUCGUGUAGUAUAAAUGUACAUAUGCAAAUAUGUUUGGAACGCAGCAGUGCUGUCUGUAGAAUUGAUUUUUGCUUCAUUUUUUAAGGUCUGAAAUGUGAUUACUGCGCAUAUUGUUUGGUAAUACAGGCCGAUACGCUCGUUGUGAUAUAUUUAGAAGGGGAAGUUGCGUAUGCCAACUCAUUCCCCUCUGAAAGUGUGCAAUUCUUCGUUCGGAUAUUCAUUCCUUCAUCGCUCACUUUUAUUAAAUGCAGUCUCGUCUUUUUUAAAUGAAACAUAUCACCAAAAACUUGGCCUAACCUUUUUUUUUUUCUUUUUUUCCGCCGCGAUGAGUGCAAGUUUUGCAAUCAUCGCUCUGUCUGAGCGCGGCACGAUCUGACAGAGAAAAGGUGGGCAUAAGGAAAAAGAAGUUUCUUAAAGUGUUCAGGCCACGGCCUAUGCCCUAGAAAGCCUUGAAGGCUUUCUGUGAAGCUUCCGGAAAAGCUACAUCGAGCCGAAAUCAACGGAAGUGCACGAGAACAGUCGUAUUGAUUAACAUAAAGGUCACAUUGUGUAGCAUUGUGUAGAGGGAAAGUUUCCACGACGCUUCCUUCACCUCCACUAGUCACCCCUCGGUCCUUGCUAAGGAACUGACGAAUGUCUGCGAGUAUGUGCUUCACGUGCAGUUACGAAGUUGAGGCAACAGUGUGAAUUUUAUGACCCUCAUUCUUAAUGUAUAGCAAUCCACUCUCUGGAGUGGUCCCGUGCUUUCGACAUGUUUGGGCUGGAAGAAAGGUGCCCAAUUUAGGUGAAAACAGUUCCAGCCAAUGCAGUGGAACAUUGCCAGCAGCUCGCAGCUUCAUAAUCUCUGAUGGCUUGCUCUUGAGGGCUUCUAGUCAGAGGCAUUGGAAGCUUUAUAGACCACGCACGUGCUGCAACCCUUCCGGCCUUAAGAUGGGCAAGGAUUGUCGUGCCUGGAAAGGGCAAGCUGGAACCAGAAAGGAAGAUACCUUCCCUCUCUUCCACGAAGUUUUAGCUUUGGGCCCCACUGCAUUUGGCUGACGAGGGCAGGGGGAGCGUGGGACAGGGAAACCGGGGAAAGGCUUGUUCAGGUGGGCUAAAAACGAUUUGGUACAUCGGCUCUGAGGCGCGCAUGCUCGCGUUACUGGUAACAAGGUGCAAUCUCGCAGUCGCAGCACGUACCUGCAUGGAGAAGACAGGCGUGUUCGUGUCACCUAAAACGGCUGGCACCUAUUUCGAGAAGGUGACUCGCUAAUUUAUCCGUUUUUGAAGCGUGUCAGAAGAGCUAAGACGAAGCAGUCCUGCUAACAAGCUUCCGACAUUUGUUUUUGGACAAAAUAUGGUAUUCGUAGCUAGACGAUAAAAAGUGGCACGGCUGCUGUUCAGACCAAAUGGUACGCAGAAAAAAAAAUGUCACCAAGAAAUUAACAUUGAAAUAAAGUUUAAGCCAUUGUUCUUUUUUCUCAAACGAAGUGCCUGAAACAGUUUAAAUUCGGGCAUAUAUUGAAGAUUGAAAACUUUUUGGGUGAGAAACGUUUGAAGACACAAAAAUCUUGAAAUUCAAAAUAGUUUUGUGUAGGAGAAGCAGUCACUUUGUUAAUUUUCUAAAUUGGUAAGAAGAAAAUUUUAUAAAAUGGCAAACCCCUCUUUCAAAAUAGCUGUAUAAAACUCUAAAGACUAACGAGCAAUAAUGAAUUGCUGCUGCCUACUCGGACUAGGUAUUCAAGAGCACGGAAAAGAGAGGAGGUUACGAGACCUGUGAUUCCACUGUAACUUUGUAAUAUAUGCUUUCAUAAUGGGUAUGACUAUUCAUAUACUUGAGUUUAUUUGCCACCAUUUUUUUUUUUGUAAAAAAACUGGUUGUAUUUGUAAAAAUUUGUUGAAUGUUUGCAGUUGUAUAGAUGAUGCCCAUGUUGUUUGAAAUGUGGUUAAGCUUGUUGAGGCAUCUAAAAGAGCUUUCAGUGCAAAUGUCUUGACUUGAGGUGUGUAGUGGUUUUUGUGAACAUUAUGACAAUUAAAAAUUGACAAUGAAAACAU